AUGGAAUCCAAGAAGCAGUGGAACGAAGGAGCCAAUUCAUCCAUCUCAAUGGUUAAUUAUAUGAUUGAUGACAAAGAAACAAAAAUUUCAGCACUGAUUGUGGAUGAUGACGCUAUCAUUCGCAAAAUCCACAAGACCAUGCUCGAGCGCUUAUUUAACAUAGAGGCAAAAACGGUUAGGGAUGGAAAGGAAGCAGUGGAUUUGUGUCGUUCUGGGGAAAAUUUUGACAUAAUUUUCAUGGACAAAGAAAUGCCUAUCAUGGAUGGUCACGAGGCGACAAAACAUCUACGUGCUAUGGGUGUGAAGAGCAUCAUUGUGGGAAUCACUACCCGUGCUGAUGGAAAAGAUAAAGAGGAAUUUCUAGCUUCAGGAUCGAACCAUUGCUUUGAGAAGCCUCUUGACCAAGCAAAGGUUGAAAAAGUCUUGCAAGAGCAUGGAAAUUUUAGCAUUUGA
This is a messenger RNA of Glycine soja, 453 nucleotides long. Its product is annotated as two-component response regulator 24-like. The coding region runs from base 1 to 453 and encodes 150 amino acids. Gene Ontology annotation, biological process: phosphorelay signal transduction system. The record is from RefSeq and is a predicted model, not a curated record. The transcript has 2 exons. Lineage: Eukaryota; Viridiplantae; Streptophyta; Magnoliopsida; Fabales; Fabaceae.